Molecule: messenger RNA, 3630 nt
Organism: Oppia nitens
Lineage: Eukaryota; Metazoa; Arthropoda; Arachnida; Sarcoptiformes; Oppiidae
Product: multidrug resistance-associated protein 1-like
Exons: 12
Coding region: 1-3630 (1209 amino acids)
Biological process (GO): transmembrane transport
Cellular component (GO): membrane
Molecular function (GO): ABC-type transporter activity; ATP binding; ATP hydrolysis activity
Source: RefSeq, a predicted model, not a curated record
AUGCUAACAUUGAGUUUGUGCCGCAAAUAUCAAUGGGCGGACAGUCCCAGUACGGCAUACAUUAUAGCCGUUGCCAUACAAACAAUCACAAGACUAUCGCUUUGUUUUGUGUUUUUCAUUCAAAGAUUGUCCGGUAUUACGACCAGUGGUUGGAUUUGGUUAUACCUAUUACUGGAUACUAUUUUAAGUGGUCUAUCAGUGGCUACAUAUGCCACACAAGAUUUGCUAUAUAACUAUGAAUUUAUACUCUAUUGUAUAAACUUUGCGCUAACUGUUUGUCUAUUAAUCUACUGUACAUUUGCCGAUCAAUUGCCACCAGAAAAUAGCAACAAUACUACAGACACUGAUCCCGACUUAUGGAUCAAACAUAGUGUUUGUCCCAAAUCGGGCGCAUCCUAUGCAUCGCGUAUAACCUAUCAGUGGGUAAAUCGGCUACUAUUGAAAGGCUGGCUAAACAAGUCACUAGUAUUUGAUGAUCUAUGGGCACUGCGCCGGGAGGACAGUACUGACUAUAACUAUAGACGCUUUUUAAAACAAUGCUUAAUGAUUCAGUUUAUUGAAGAUCCCGGUGCUCCCCAAUGGCACGGCUAUGUCUAUACUAUACUAUUGUUGGCCAUCAAUGUUAUCGCUGCCAUUGUUCAGGCAAUGUUUAGCGAGUAUAUCGGUGUCACAUGUUUACGUAUUAAAUCGUGUCUAACAUCAGCCGUCUAUCGCAAGUCACUAGUGCUGAGCAAUAGUGCCAAACGGCGCACACCUACCGGUGAAAUAGUCAACAUUAUGGCCAUUGAUUGCCAACGAAUUAGCGAUCAAGGCGUCAAUCUGAUUACAAUACUAUCCAAUCCUAUUCAACUUAUAAUAGCCAUCUAUCUGUUAUACCUACAGUUAGGUGUGGCCACAUUUGCCGGCCUAUCCUAUAUGUUGGUAUCGCUUAUCAUCAAUGUUUCAAUCGGUUUAUAUACUGUUAUGAUGACUAAACAAAUGAUGUCAAUCAAAGACAAACGUCAAAACUUGAUGAACGAAAUACUUAACGGAAUUAAAGUUUUAAAAUUGUAUGCCUGGGAGGAGGCGUUUAUGGGUUUAGUUGAAAAAAUUAGGACUAAAGAGUUGGACAAAUUUGUUGCAUUUGGCCAAUUGAUUACCGUUUAUGUUGUAUUAAGCCAAACCUGUCCAGUAAUCGUCCAAUUGAUUAUCUAUUGUACGUAUGUGGCCAUCAAUCAGGGUGACCAACUGCAACAAUUAAAUGCAUCGAAAAUAUUUGUAACGUUAUCAUUGUUUAAUUUGGUCAGGCAGAUAAUGUUUACAUUGCCACAAUCGUUUAAUGCAAUUACCUUGAUUUACGUAUCAUUUAAACGUAUUGAACAGUUUCUCAAUAGUGAUGAACACUUGGAUUAUAUUGAAAACAAUUUAUCAAACAAUUGUAUUAUUUAUGUUGAAAAUGCAUCGUUUAAUUGGAAAACCGAUACUAGUAUUAGUAAUGCUAGUGAUAGUGAUAAUACAAAUAAUAUAAAACCGAUUUUACAUAAUAUUAAUCUCAAAGUAUUUGACGGCCAGUUUGUGGCAAUAGUAGGCAGUGUCGGGUCCGGCAAGAGUUCACUGAUGUCGGCCCUGUUUGGCGAUAUGGAUCUGAUUGGCAGUAAUGGUAGAGUCAAUGUUAGACCAGAUAUCAGUGUAGCCUAUGUUCCACAACAGGCCUGGAUAUUGAACUGUACGGUCAAAGAGAAUAUAUUGUUUGGUAAGCCCAUGGAUCGGGAACUGUAUAACCGGGUGCUCGACACGUGUGCACUCAGACAGGACUUACUACAGCUGUCCGACGGCGACGAGACAGAGAUCGGCGAAAAAGGAGUGAAUCUGAGUGGCGGACAAAAACAAAGAAUAAGUUUAGCCCGAGCUGUCUAUUCCGGUGCCGAUCUAUACCUACUCGACGAUCCAUUGUCUGCCGUGGACAGUCAUGUGGCCAAACAUAUUGUUACAAAAGUAUUUGACUCGAGAAACGGUAUUCUCAACAAUAAAACCCGUUUAUUAGUAACAAAUCAAUUGUUUGUAUUACCCGAUGUCGACCUAAUUGUUGUCAUAAAAGACGGCAUAAUUACAAGUGUCGGUACUUAUGAUAAUAUUUUGGAAAACCGUUUGUUUCUCGUAUAUGGUAUCUGUCGGGCCUCCAAACGUCUACACCGACAACUGUUGUCGAGUGUAAUGCAUUCACCGAUGAAUUACUUCGAUAGGACACCAAUCGGCCGACUGAUGAACCGAUUUGGUAACGACACCGAUGUUUUGGAUCGAUCGCUACUCUAUAGUAUCAAUUUAACUAUCGAUGCAUUCAUACAAUUGAUUGGUAUAAUUAUAACGAUAUCUAUAAAGACGCCAUUGUUUUUGGCACCACUGGCACUGGUAGCUAUUAUUUACUAUAUAGUUCAGUUUAUUUUCAUUAAAACUUCACGACAAUUAAAACGUUUAGAGUCGACCACCCGAUCGCCAAUUUACUCACAUUUUGGUCAAACACUGGCCGGUGUGUCCAGCAUUAGGGCCUACAAGUGUAUCGAUCGGUUUGUACGGGAAUCCGAUAGACGAGUAGACAUCAAUCAGAUGUGUCUCUAUCCUAAUGUUGUAGCAAACAGUUGGCUACAGAUUUGGUUGACAUCACUCAGCAAUUGUUUGCUAUUUUUUGCCGCACUGUUUGCCGUACUGGGGAAAGGCAGUCUAACCGGUGGUGAUUUAGGACUAUCCCUAUCCUAUGCAAUGUCGUUGACCCUAAUGUUAGAUCAGUUUAUCAAAACGUUUGCACAGUUGGAAAAUAAUAUGGUUUCAGUCGAACGUAUUGACGAAUACUGUCGAUUGGAAAGUGAAUCCGAUUGGCAUCGAUGUGUGGAUGACUACCCGUUAGCCAAUAACUGGCCCGACAGGGGAUCAGUUAGGUUUGAGAGUUAUGCCACCAGAUAUAGGAUUGGAUUGGAUUUGGUACUCAAUGAUAUUGAUGUGGAUAUUAAACCGGGCGAAAAGAUAGGUAUUGUUGGCCGAACCGGUGCUGGAAAGUCAUCGCUAACUUUGGCUCUGUUUAGGCUCAUUGAACCAGCAAUGGGUCGGAUAGUCAUCGAUGGCAUAGAUAUCGGACGAUUAGGUCUACAUGAGUUGCGCUCUCGGCUAACAAUUAUACCUCAAGAACCCAUACUAUUUUCGGGUACAAUUCGUUCAAAUUUAGAUCCGUUUGACCAGUUUUCCGACGAUCACUUGUGGACAGUGUUAGAUAAGUCACAUCUAAAAAAAUUUCUUGCCGCCAGUGAUCGGGGACUCGACUGGUCGGUCGCCGAAACGGGCGAUAACAUGAGUGUUGGUCAACGACAGCUCAUAUGUCUGGCACGGGCUUUGUUACGUAACACUCGUGUCCUUAUCCUCGAUGAGGCCACGGCUGCCGUCGACGUAGAAACCGAUGCACUCAUACAGCAAACCAUACGUCAAGAGUUUAGGUCGUCGACAGUACUAACGAUUGCCCACCGAAUCAAUACAAUUAUGGAUUCCGAUCGGGUGUUAGUCCUCGACAGCGGACGGGUAGCCGAGUUUGCCGAACCCGACAUUUUGCUGGCAAACAAAUUGUCAAUUUUUUAUACACUGGCCAAUGAUGCCGGUAUUGUUUGA